UCUCGGAGACCAGCGCAUUGUGAUCUUUCUUCUGGAAAAGGUGUUGGACAAGUGAAAUGUUGGCACAUCCUUUUGAUUCAGGUGCACUGGUUGGGCAACUGAUGAAGGGGUGGCCGCCUGCGAAGUAUGAUCAGGAAGAGCGGCAUGGUAGUUUCCUUCGUUGCAGCUGGAAGAUCCUCGUCCGAGGAUGGAGACCACCUGUUGCCGAGUAAUUACGAACCUUGUGAAAUGAAGAGGCCCCGGCUGAGCACCUGUGACUAGCUUUUCCUUCGAAGCGCUUGAUUCUGGAGCAUUGGGUGAGCUUCUGGACAGAACUGGGGGAGCUGGGUGUGGUAUUCGAGAAGUUAGCAGUGGAUGGCUACCGACCAUGGAGAUCAUAAUAUAACACUCCCCUCGCAAGAGGAGAGUUCGGGGAAACAGCACCCUGCACAGCCCUCUGAGUAGAAGUGUCUUAGCGUGGCAGACAGCAUGACCUGGAUGAUCCUGGACGAACUUUUCUACAUAUACGUCCAAACCGAUGAAUUGUCUUCAGAUACUGAGCAAGUGAACUGCAAGAGAUAUGAACAUAAGUUUUAUUAAGGAUGGGGAGCACUUUGGUGUGAGGUUAUUAUAGCAGUGGCAGUUUCUCAAGUUUGCAGACCUUGCAACACUUGCGUUUGCCCAGUUAAGUCUUCGUGUCGGAUGGUCUUGUCAGUUCCAGUGUAGAUUGUUGUAUUUUCAUUGUCAACUGAGAGAAGUCAGCAUGCCAAUUCCAAUGGCAA
Marchantia polymorpha subsp. ruderalis is the source of this 761-nucleotide messenger RNA. NCBI's taxonomy places the organism in Eukaryota, Viridiplantae, Streptophyta, Marchantiopsida, Marchantiales, Marchantiaceae. The record is from the annotation of a GenBank genome assembly.